AUGGAUCAUUCAUCACGGUUUUCAUAAUGUGCUCGGUAACAUCGUCAAGGGUAGAGAAGCCAGUUUUUUUUCUUUUAAUUUCAUUGCAUCCAAUCCAUUUUCAACUUUGCAAUUCUUCUGUAUCACGAUGUUCUGUCUCAGAGAGCUGUGAUUGUAUGAUACCUGCCAUACAUUAGCCCACCUACAUCCCUUCUGCAGCCGAACGAGCGCACAAAUUUAGCUGAUUUAUCUCUGUUCUCCUAGAUUGUAUUAUAUUCCCGGAGGUGCCAAUUGCCCUGAGGUUGUCCGGGCAUCUACUGCUCGGCAUCGUUCGGAUAUAUUCCAAGAAGGUCGACUAUCUUUUCCAUGAUUGCAAUGACGUUCUGUCCCAGAUGAGGACGAUGUUCGCAUCAGUGCAUGUGAAUCUGCCAGCAGAUGCAGAUCGCGCAACAUUUCAGGCCGUCACCCUUCCAGACACUUUUGAACUUGAUGCUCUGGAGUUGGACUUAAUCUAUGAGGAUGAGUAAGUCCACAUUUUAUAAUUCGAUCAAUUUGGGCUGGUCUAUCGUUCUAGUUUCAUUUCCAAUAUCUUUUUACCGCCUUGUGAUUUAUUUAUACAAAACUGAGUUUCGUAUUUCCCUUCCAUGCCUGAUGUCACUAUGGUACAGGGCUCCUGAUAAUCAUCUGAGGACUCUUGAGCAGAUCACUUUACCAGGUCCUCUUUCUCUCUCUUCUCCCUCCCCUCCCCUCCCGGCCUUCAAUCUUCUCAACGAUGCGUGUGGUUAUGCCUUGCUUACAGUGAUGUUUUGUAUGCUUCUGUGGAUAUGUAGACCAGAUCCCAGUUGAAGGAGACCCAUAUGUAGCUUUCAUUAUUAGUGAGGUAAGAAAUAUAUUUAUCGAAAAAAUUAUUACUUCCCAUAUAGAUUUUCUUACAGUUUUUCUCCUAUUCCAGGAGAGAUUUGAUUCAUCUCCUCAGCCAGAGUCACGAAGCAUAUCUGGGGAGCCAACGGAUGAAAAGUAUGUGUACAUACAAUGCUUAUAUGCCCGAAAGAUUCUUACUCCAGAAAUGAUUUCAUAAUUUCAGUUUAAUUUAUUUUAUCUCUUUUCUAGUAUUCAUGGCUCGUAUCAAGAUAGUGGCCACCACGUCGAUUCUGUUCUGAACCAUGGAGCUUCUGUGGAAACUCACCCUCAAAGUGCUGACAUAGACCAUUCAGUUUACACUAUCUCCCCAGUUGAGGUUGCCCGCAAUGCUGCGCGCAGCAGCUCCGGUCUGGACUUCGGCCAUGAGAGUGAUGACCUCGAGAAUGCCAUCCUUGAGCCCCAUGGGAGUGCAGACAUGUUGAAGGAUAUAGGGGGCAGUGCUUCUCCGGCUGCUGGGCCUUUACCAGUUUCCGGAGAAGAGUCUCUGCCCUUCCUGGUGCGGGAGGAUUCUCAAGCUCUUCCAUCUCUAGAUGCAUCUGCAGGGCCGAAUACAGGUUGUUCUUACCUUCUUCAGAAACAGCUUCUUAAUCCCCUGACUGAAUAUCUUCAGUUUUUGUUUGCUUGUUCUACUUAAGAAUUUUGUGCUAAUGUAUAUAUAUAUAUAUAUAUAUAUAUAUAUAUCUAUAUAUACAUAUAUAAACUGAUUGCGCCCAAAAUCAUAGUUUCCUGACAUUUUUCCGUGAGUCUAUCUCUGUCAGAUGAUCUUUCAUGUGUUAUUGGAGUGAAAACGCUUGUAGAAUUCCAUGUUCUUUCUCUUUCAUGACAUUCUCUUUAUUCAUAUCUUCUUAGGUCUUGGAGGGCAUUCAGUUGAAUUGGAACUCGAGCCAUCCCCACAAGCUAAGAAACAGAAAAGGAAAUCAAGGAAGAGGAAACAGUUCUUCGAUGCAUCCCUAGUGUUGACUAAUGAGUAUGCUUCAGUUAAAAAUAUUUCUUAUAUCUAUUGAGAUAUUGUAUGGUAUUUGAAUAAUCUCCCUCACCUGGUCAACGCACUCUAUGAUCAGUUUGAAUAAUCUCGCCUCAUAAUGAAUUACCUAUUGAUUUUCUUCGUGUGAUUCUGAAACUGCUCCACACGUUUCCCCAGAGAAAUGAAGAGGCAGCUUGACGACACUGGUGGGAUAGUGCGCAAGCGGCAAAAGCUUCCUCGUUCAGCCUUUGAUAACUGGAUGUUUCUGAAGAACACGCAGAAAGAACAGAUUUUCGACGGGCCUUUACUUCCUGGUAAUUCCCAUUUUCUGAUCCCUCCGUUGACUUCCUGACAACAUGUUAUACCAUAGUUUCCAUUAGAUCCUGCUCUGGAUCCCGGGCUAGCCCGUUUUAAGUAUAUUGACAAGUUAUCGUGCUUCGUUCAAGGAAUAUGCAUCAAGCUUCAAGAAAUAUUGGACAGAACCAUUCCUACUCAAGUCAACGCCGCCCCUCCCAACAGUGUUGAUGACAUGGACGUGGAGAUUGAGCGGGCCAGGGACGACGGAACCCACGCUGAAGCCAUAUUUGAACCAAUGCCAUCUCCAAGUGAGAGAGAAGAGCCCUCACUUGUUCACCCCAGCGAUUCAUCAGUGCCCAGAACAACGAUAACUCCGGAGCCAGAGGUUCAAUGGAGACCGGAGAUUCUCACUUCAUAUGAACAGCUUGAGCCUGGGACCUCCCCAGCUGAUAUAGGGGAGGCACUUGUGCCAGAAAUGGCUCACUCUCCCGAAGUCCCCGGUCUACAGCAGAGUCCUGUGGAAGUAAGUUUAUUUUUAUAAUAUAUAAUUUAAUAUCCUGCGGAUUCAUAAACUAGGAAUAUAUUUGUUUUCUAAGUUUAUGAGUGGUAUAAUGUUUCGUAAUUUUUGGUUUAUAUAAUGUAGGAUCUAUUAUUUCUUGAUACCGAGAGCACACCAUCAGGUAACCGAUACUUCCUAAUUUACCUGCAGUGGGGUUUAUUUUUCCGAGGAUUAUUUCCCCGUGAAUUGAGGUCAAACGUUGACUUUAUUUGCAGGUCAAGGGACAAGCGAGCUUGAUACCAUGUCUGCACGGACAAGGUAGAAGGGCUUGCUCCUAUUUUUUUAUUUAUUUUUAGCUGCUAAUUUACUUGGGCUAAAUAUGCCUGUAGAUGCUCUCAUUUUGAAUAAUAUUUUACAUUAAUUACGCAGGCUUGUGGCUAAUUUUUUCAAAGAGCAGUCUCCCAUGACUCAACUUUCAGAUGAUCGGUCUGGUCAACUCAGCUUGACCACGAUUCUACAGGGGAAGACAAGGAAACAGUGCGCACGGAUGUUCUUUGAAACUCUUGUGAGUAAAGCGUUUGUCUUUAUAUUAUCUCCAUUAAUGUCUGCCGAUGGGUAAAUUAAUGUAGGCAGAACUUACCAUUUUUGGGUUUCAGUAUCUGAAUUAUUUUUUGACGAUUAUCUCGCUUACCCUCAGCAAGAUCAUGUGAAAGUUGACCUUUUUUUGGGUUUAAUUCUUUGGAAUUGUUGGGAAUAUCCUCUAAAUAUUAUCAUUUUAAUCAUUAUAAUAAUUUCUUACUCCAGGUUUUAAAGACUUGCGAUCUCGUUGAUGUAAAUCAGGAAGAGGCUUACGGUGACAUCCUGGUUACAUUGACACCAAGUCUUUCAAAGUCAACGUUAUGA
This is a messenger RNA of Spirodela intermedia, 3563 nucleotides long. The record is from the annotation of a GenBank genome assembly. Lineage: Eukaryota; Viridiplantae; Streptophyta; Magnoliopsida; Alismatales; Araceae.